Rubroshorea leprosula is the source of this 1954-nucleotide messenger RNA. Lineage: Eukaryota; Viridiplantae; Streptophyta; Magnoliopsida; Malvales; Dipterocarpaceae. The record is from the annotation of a GenBank genome assembly.
ACUCCCAAGUAUUCCACAACUCUAGGGUUUCGAUUGAAAGCAGAAGUCGGUGAAUUCAAGGGCGAUUUUAGGGUUUCGAUCGUCAUCUGUUUCCUGAUUACUACCUUCUUUCUGUUCCUAACACUUGGUCUGUUCUCUUGGUUUGUACAACAUGAUGAUGGGGGAGAGACUCUCCUCCAGGAGAAGGGAUUUUUCUUGUUUUGGGUCGGUGAGCGGGAGUCACCGUGAUCUUUCUUCUUCUGGUUGUCGUAACUACCGGAGGGAUUUUUACCGGGACGAAACCAAACGGCGUUUUGAUUCGAGGGCCAGAGAGAUUAGCGGCCGUGGAGGGUUUUGUUCUGAGUCGAAGAGGGCUCGAUUCGAUGGAGGAGUAAUGCCUGAGAGAGGGUCCGAUCAUGAGUCCAAGAGGGCGCGGGUUUCCCAAGUGGAUGAAAAGUUGCUUCCUUUGAAGAGGAGAAUGGGGUUUAGGUCCUCUAAUUUUCCCUCUGUGGCGGCAGAAUCGACAAUGAAAAAGCUCGAUAUAGAAUUCGAUUUGAUGGGUCUGCUGAAGAUAGAGCCACUGCCUUUGCUUUUGUUGCCGCAGGUAUCAGAGGUUGAAGAGGGAGAGAUCGUUGAGGAAUCAUCAAAGUUACCGCCUUUAGUUGUUCUGGAAGAGAGAGAGAUCGUUAAGGAAUCGUCAAAGUUGCCGCCUUCAGUUGUUCUGGAGGGGGGAGAGAUUGUGAAAUCUGAGGCAUUAAUUCGGAAAAAGAAGCCAAUAUCUGAGAAUGAAGUUAUCGUUUCUAAUGAUCAGAAGCGUAAAGCUGCCAUCCCUAGAAGAAGCAGAGACCCUCUUCAGAGCUGCAGAAGCCUGUCUGAAUAUGAAUUAGUGCGCAAAAUCAAUGAAGGCGCGUAUGGUGUUGUUUAUAAAGCCAUUGAGAAGAAGACUGGGCAAGUUAUGGCACUGAAGCAGAUGAAGCAUAGAAAGGGAGAGAGCAGAUUGCCUCCAGCGGCUUUGAGGGAGAUCGAAAUCUUAUUCUCCAUACAGCACCCUUCAGUUUUGGAUGUGAAGGAAGUUGUAAAGGGUGAGGCUGAUGAUUUCUUUAUGGCUAUGGAAUUCAUGGACCAGGACGUCCAUCAAUUCAUCAACUCAAGGAAGCAGGGUUUAAGCACUGCAGAGGUGAAGGGUUUGAUGCUGCAGCUGUUGGAGGGCGUUUCAUAUCUUCAUCAAAAUAAGAUUCUUCACAGGGACCUGAAGACCUCAAACUUGUUGCUGAACAAAGAAGGAAAGCUUAAAAUUUGUGACUUUGGGUUGUCUUGUAGAGAAAGGAAUGACGGGAAGCCACAGACAUCCUGGGUGGUGACAUUGUGGUACCGGGCACCUGAGCUUCUCCUGGGGACAGAACACUACUCCAAAGAGAUUGACAUGUGGUCGGUUGGAUGUAUUAUGGCAGAGUUGCUAAAGAAGGAACCGCUUUUCAAAGGGAAAUCAGAAAUGGAUCAAUUGAAUUCAAUGGUGAGUGUGCUUGGGACCCCUACAGUGAAGAACUGGCCUGGCUUGUCCAACUUGCCAGGGGUCAGCAAGGUUAAUUUUGCGAAGCAGCCUGAGAAUAAGUUAAGGCAAAAGUUUCCAGUUCUAUCUAAUUUAGGGGUGGAUUUACUUCAGAAGCUUUUUACAUAUGACCCCAAGAGGAGGAUCACAGCAAAAUCUGCAUUAAGCCAUGGCUGGUUUAGGGAGUUCCCUCUCCCCAGACCCUUGCAUGUUUGAGUAAUAUAGGUUAUUGGUGUAGGUUGAAGAGCUUUGAUGUAAACUUUUUAACCAUUUUUGUGAAUACUUUGUAAUUCUUUGAUUCAUCAUUCAUGAAUGAAUUAAAUGAUGCCUGUUCUUUUGUUUGAAAUUUAAGCAAUUAAAAUGUUGAUACACAUUGAAGAUUACUGGAGUAGUUCUCUUUUUGUUUAAGAAACUAGGCUGUUUUAA